UCAGUCAGUACAUGAUCGUCGCUCGAUCAGGUAACAUUACAACGAUUUGCACGAGAGUUGCUCGGAGUUUGCGUAUCCAAACUACAAAAACGUGUUUUUUGGCCGAUAGCUAUCAUAAUUCAACAGCCGACUUUAUUCUUUUGUGUCUGAAUACGUCCCGAAGUGUUACUAGUUCGUUUUUAGUGGUAUUUAGUGAUUGUUUUUGUUGGGUUUUUGUGUUUAUGUCUAGUGCGUGUCAUGAUUUUUUUCUUUUUUGUUGAGACUUAUGAGGAAUGAUGGAUUAUGAGGAUUUGUAAUACACAGGCUCUAGAGCUAUCAAACUAGCUGCCCCUGUCGAGCGUCCGUCACUCGAAUCUAGUCACAGAAACCAGGAAAUUUUUGGUAGCACGCGCGCGCGCUGCGUACAGCGCAUCAUCCGUCAAACUGGCAGCCAGCGCUCUCGCCUCAAUGAAUCCUCAUUAUCAUCCUUACGGGGGUCCAGAAUUAACGUCCCCACAUCCCCCUUCCCCAGAUAACAGUAAUUACCAUGGACAUCCGGGACCCGGGGGACCUCCGCAUGCCAGAAUGCAUGCAACCAAUGGACAUCCCAUAGGAACCAUAGGCCACGGCGGCGGACCACACGAUCAGCAUCCUCACACCCACCACCAACACCCGGCGUUCACCAGUGCCGGACCACCAUCGGACGGCCCCCACCUCCCACACCACAAUCCAUCGAUAACGAACAACAAUAACAACAAUAAUAACAACACAGUGAAAGUUUGCGCGGGUUGUGGCGGCAAAAUAGUAGAAAGAUUUUUACUGCACGCGUUGGACCGGUAUUGGCACAAUAGCUGUCUAAAGUGUUCGUGUUGUGCGGCGAUGUUGGCCGAUUUGGGAGCGUCGUGUUUUACGAAAGGAGGGAUGAUUCUUUGUAAGCAGGACUAUAUGAGGAUAUUCGGCAACACGGGCGCCUGCUCGGCGUGCGGGCAGUCAAUUCCAGCCAACGAACUUGUGAUGCGAUCGGGGGGCCCAUCCAUUCAACAACCCGGCGCUCCUCCGCACGUUUUCCACCUCAAAUGCUUCAUGUGCAGUAAAUGCCUCAGUCCUUUGGUGCCAGGAGACAGGUACUACAUGUUAUCAGGAAGUCUAGUGUGCGAGCAGGACUGGCACAAACUGCUCAAAAGUACCGCAGCAACGACACCGACAGUACGCAAAGGAAAGGUGGGACGACCGCGUCGUAGUCGUGAUUGAAAUGACGCCUUCUUUGAUGCUGUUGAACCGUUAUAGCCGGGCGAUACAGGGACGUGCAAUAUUUUUUCGAAAAAGAAGCGUUCCCUAGACUUUCCAUUCUUUGGUUCAGACACCACACCCCUCACCCAAUCCUGCGUUACGUUUUUUCGGAUGAAUUUUCGAAAAUCGAGCUCAAAGUAUGCUGGAAGUGAAUUAAGAAGACAUGACAUGACGUUCGAUGAAAGACUAGUGAAGUUUGGGUAAAUAUUAAGAAAAUGAGAAUAUUGAAACUGUUGGUAGGUUUAAAUAGAUUUAUCAACAUAACUCUUGAGGAAAACUAUAUAAAUUUUAUCGUAAACGUAUUAUUGAUAAGAUUGCCAAAAAAAGUUCAUGCAUCUGUUGAUAUCGCAGCAAAACUACUGUAUUCGUUUCUUGUCAGUCUGGCAUUGGGAAGAUUUGAAUCAGACCUUUGUUGGAUAUUCAGUCUUGUCCAAAAUUUCAUCUAGAACUUUUGUAUAAAAUUUUUAUUAAAAACAAUCCUUUAUAAGCGGUAUAUUUAUCAAAAAGACCCUUUCAGACUACAUCGCAAAACGUUUUCGGAAUUACACCUCCAUCAUCUGUGCUGCUGACAAGGUACACAUGGCUUAUAGGUCCGGUUUCACCAACAACAAAUAAAUCAAUGAAUCUAUUCGUCGAAUAAAUUUUAUUAGACGUUUAAAUUUGUCUCACAAUAAAACAAUGAAAAACGUUUGUUUUUCUAUACUUCCACAAAAUUUAUUACAACUAUGUUAUUACUACAGCUGUUUCGGCAAAGUGCCUUUCUCAAGUGAUAUAUUUAACAAUGUGUUUGCCUUUUUAAGUCUUUAACUGAAGAUGUUGAGGAGUGGGGAGCUGUUUAUCUCGAGUUGGUCAUUCAGAAUUAUAUCUGUAUUUUUCAAUUUAUUAAUUUCCAUUGAUAGAUAGAUAGAUUUAUUUAACUACUUUACAAAAAAAAAUUGUUUGUAGCAAGUCAAAAUUACAAAGUCAAAAUAAGGAAUAUAAAAAUUACAAGGUAUAUAAAAUCACAAGGUAUAUAAAACAGAAAUAUAAAACACAACUUAUAAAUAUGUAUCACAAACAUAUUUGAUUCUAAAAAUUAAUAAAUUGAAAAAUACAGAUAUAAUUCUGAAUGACCAACUCGAGACAAACAGCUCCCCACUCCUCAACCUCUUCAGUUAAAGACUUAAAAAGGCAAACACAUUGUUAAAUAUAUCACUUGAGAAAGGCACUUUGCCGAAACAGAUGUAGUAAUAACAUAGUUGUAAUAAAUUUUGUGGAAGUAUAGAAAAACAAACGUUUUUCAUUGUUUUAUUGUGAGAUAAAAUGAACUUCCAUCAAGUAACGGUCGAAUCCAUCAAUUGUUUAAAUUUGUAUUUUGUUUUAAUAUAAUUUUGAAAAUAUAAAGUUAAACUGACGAAUUUACUUUCUUAUAGAUAGAUAUUUACAGCGAGAUUAACUUGCCAAUUUACUCCAAGAGUAAACAUUAAUUUGAUAAAUAAAUAAGUCGUAUUUGACGUUAGUAAAAUGGAGAAAAGCCAGUUUAUUGGUCGAAUAACUUUAUUCAUAGAAUAAACUACUAUUUGUCGUUGGUGGAACCGGCCCUAAGCCAUUAAAAAUAUCUGGGUGAAAACCCUUUAAAUAGUGUAAAGUUAUUAUAAUGGUACAAUAGAUGGUAUAUUAUAAUUGCAAUAAUAUAAUUGGGCAACCCACAUAGUUGGUAGUAUUGCGUUGCCAUGAUAUAAAAUCAAGUAAAAUUUCAAACAUCACAUAAUUUGACAUUAUCUACAACAAUGUGACAUUAUAAUAACUUUACACAAUUUACGGGCUUUUCACCCAGAUAUUUUUAACUCAACCAUAUAUACCUUGUAAGCAGCACUGUUGAUGGAAUUGUCUUACCGAGAACGCACUGUGAUCUAGCCCGAAAGGGCCUUUUUAAUUAAUAUACCUUUUAUAGAGGUUUUUGUGAUUUUUUAAUAAAUUUGUGCGAUUUAUGGCAUACAGCCUACUACAGGAUAUUCAUUUCCGUGUGGAUUUUCUUUUGCAUAGUUUCUGGUAUUUUUUCUAUAAUUUUGACAACUUUAGAUCUCAUUAGUUCUGCCAUUGCUGAUUCGACUAAUAGCUGUUCGAAGUAGCUUUGUAUAAUUCCCGUUCUUUUUUUGUAUGGGCCAUUCCACGAACAUACGCCUGUUUUGGAUUAUUUUGACAACGAAUAUUUUAAUGUGCAACAUAAGAAGUACGAAAGUAAAUGGCGCUAAUAAUUAUUCCAAUAAACAAUAAUGUAAUUUGCAAUUUACUUUCGUUCUUCUUAUUUUGCACAGUAAAAUAUUCGUUGUCGAAGUAAUCCAAAACAGGCGUAUGUUCGUGGAAUAGGGUAUACUGUACAAUCGUCCAAAAAUAUUUCAUGUUCAGUACCAGAUGUAGAAUAGUCUAUAAUAGUACAAGUACAAGAUCAUUUUUCAAUCUAUAUGGUUUUUGAUCAAAAGAUAUUACUUUUAAAAUAUACUCAAAACUACUUUAAAAUGCGUAAAUCUUCUAUAUAUUAUUUGUUAAUUUUUAAUUAUUCAAUAAAAAAGUUCAGGGCCAGUAUCAUGUGAAGAUACGUUGUUUUUGGGAUCUUAGGACGUAGUCUUGAAUUAUUCUUUUCUAAUAACAGCAGAAGAUAUGUCAAAAGUCUCAAAAUCAAUAUAUUCUUGCAAAUAAUCAUUGCUUGGCGUCUAUGUGACAUUCUGGCAUAUCAACCCUUAGUUCAACCUUCUCCAAAAAAGCAAAUUUUUUGGGUUCAAUUACUAAUGUUUGUAUGCUUUUAUUUAUAUAAAUUUUUAUUUAUAAAAAAUACAUAAACCACCACAGCGUGUAAUUUAUAGAUCGAAUAUUAUAUUUAUUUAAAAAUCUCUUUACAUAAAACACUUGUUUCGGUGAUUUUUGGAAGGAUAUAUUGUUCAUAAGCGAAUGAUCACCUCAGGAGAGAUAUAUCUCUAGUAGUCAGCAAUAUUGAAGGUUUUCUGAAGUACUCUUUAAAUUUAAAAAUCUUUUUACAUAAAACACUUGUUUCGGUGAUUUUUGGAAGGAUAUUUUGUUCAUAAGCGAAGGAUCACCUCAGGAGAGAUAUAUCUCUAGUAGUCAGCAAUAUGGAAGGUUUUCUGGAGUACUUAGACAUAAAUACGUAGGAAGCUAAAGUUAUAAUAAAAAUUUAGUAAUGCUAAAACCACAUAGCCUCAAUAGAAAUGCUGUGGUUGCUAACCUCAACAAAAGAGUAUAUUAUCAACUUUCGAAGUUUGAAUAUCUAGCUAGACUAUAACAAUAAUAACGAAUGGGACUGUGACAUAGCGCAUUAGGAUAUGGAUAGAAUAAAAUUUGUUGCACUUAAAAAGCAAUAAUGUAGCAUUACGGAUUACGGGUUAUUAUAGUCCUGCGAACAAACUAAGAGAGUCGUUAAUAUUCAGCUCAACGGGGUACGAUUGAUGGAAUUAUGUACUUAAAUAAACGAGGGAUCAUUUUAUAUAACAGGUAGAUCCCUUAUCGAUAGAAUUUCACACCUUGAAGAAUAGCGCCCCGCUGAGCGAAUAUUAAUAACUCUUAGUUUGGUUGCAGAACUUUAAAUGCUAUGUUUUUUCUUAAUUGAACCAGUUUUUUCUUAAUUGGAGAUAGAGGGGCUUUAGCAGCUUUUAAAUAGUAUUAAUACAAAAGGAGAAAGACUCGGACUGAACAUAAACGUAACUAAAACUAAGUUCAUGAUAUUUCAUCGAACAAAAUAUAACAUGAUAUUACAUGUCAAUUGAGCACAAAUAGAAAAAGUUAAAAGAUUUAUAUACGUGGUCAGUGAUAUUAUUGGUGCUGAAACGUGGACAUUAAAAGCAAACAUCCUUAACCAUCGUCAUUCUCUUUGCCUUAUCCCUAUGCGGGGCCGGCUUCUCUAAUUGCACUUCUCCACACAAUUCUAUUUUGGGUCAUAUCAAUGUUAAUCCCCUUUACCAACAUGGCCUGCCUUAUCGUUUCCCCCCAGGUCUUCUUUGGUCUUCCUCUCCUACUCCUUCCAGGAAUCUGCACUUCAGCUAUUCUUCGUAUUGGGUGAUUAACGUCUCGACGUUGAACAUGACCAAACCAUCUUAACCUAUGCACUCAUCCAUCUAAGCAUUCUCAUUUCCGCCACAUGCAUUCGUUGUUCCUCUUUCUUUUUCACUGCCCAACAUUCAGUUCCGUGCAUCAUAGCCGGUCUUAUGGCUGUUUUAUAGAAUUUUCCCUUCAGCUUCAUUGGAAUUUUUCUGUCACACAACACACCACUCGCUUCUUUCCACUUUAUCCAUCCAGCCCUAAUUCUACUGCAUGCAUCUCCAUCUAUUUCUCCAUUACUCUGUAAUACCGAUCCUAGGUACUUAAAAACUAUUGCUUUUCACAAUCAUUUCACCUUCCAAAGAUACCAUUUUAUUUGUAGUAACUCCAUCUUUAAAUGAACAUUCCAAAUACUCUGUUUUUGUCCUACUAAGUUUUAAACCUUUUUCCUCCAGAGCUUGUCUCCACUGUUCCAGUUUUUGUUCUAAGUCUCUUUCACUAUUUCCUAUUAACACUACAUCAUCAGCAUACAUUAGGCACCAUGAAAUACUACCCUGACUAAGCACCGAGCCUUGGUGCAAUCCUACUUUCAGCUGAAAUUUAUCAGUCUCUCCCACACCUGUCCUAACACUAUUCGUUACUCCCGCAUACAUAUCUCUCACAAUCUUUACAUAUUCGCCAGGGACUCCUUUCUUAUUGAGUGCCCACCACAGAAUCUCUCGAGGAACUCUAUCAUAUGCUUUCUCAAGAUCAAUGAAUACCAUAUGAGCGUUGGCUUCUUUAUUCCUGUAUUUUUCCAUCAGUUGCCUUACAAUGAAAAUUACAUCUGUUGUUGAUCUGCCCUGCAUAAAGCCAAAUUGAUUAUCGGAUAUUCCGGUUUCUUCACGUAUCCGUCUAUCAAUUACUCUCUCCCAUAUUUUCAUGGUUUGGCUAAGUAAUUUUAUAGCCCUGUAGUUUGUGCAUUGUUGUAUGUCUCCCUUGUUUUUGUAGACAGGUACUAAUAUACUGCUUCUCCAUUCGUCUGGCAUUUGUCCAACUUCCAUAAUUCUAUUAAAUAGACCUGCUAGCCAACUUAUUCCUGUCUCUCCCAAUGCUCUCCAUACUUCCCCAGGAAUAUCAUCUGGUCCGACUGCUUUUCCUUUCUUUAUUUUUUGAAGCGCUUGAGCCACUUCCCCGUUUGUUAUUCUGGUAACCAUUGCUGUUACUGUCUCCGUUAACUCCACAGGCUGUCUGUCAUAUUCUUCAUAUAAUAAACUGUCAAAAUACUUUCUCCAUCUCUUUUUGACAUCCUUUUCGUGAAUUAGUAUUUUAUUAUUUUCAUCUUGGAUAGGUACAUCUAAUCUGAUUAAAAUCUCUUGCUUUCUGUGCUCUCUGUUUGGCCAUUUUAUAUAUUUUUGCUUCGCCUUUCCUGGUAUCAAGUUGUUCGUAUAGGUUUGAAUACGCUUCUGCUUUAGCUUUUGCUACUGCUACUUUCGCUUUCUUUUUGGCGACCAUACAGUUUUGAAGAUCUAUGUCCGAUCUGGUUUCUUGCCACUUUUUAUAUAAUUUUCCCUUCUCUUUUAUUUUUCCUUGUACUUCAUUUGACCACCACCAAGUCUCUUUAUCCUCAAACUUCUUUCCUGACGUUUUCCCAAGCAUUUCAAUAGCCAUCUCUCUAAUAAUAUUGGCCAUUUUUCUCCAAAUUGUGUUAGGGCGUCCUUUCAUGUUCCAACAUAUUUUUUCUACUAUUCUUUCCCUGAAUAGACCUUUCUUCUCAUCUUUUAGCAUCCACCACUUAAAUUUUUUGUGGUCCUCUCCGAUAUUUUUGUUUAGUUGCGCUUUUUACUUCGAUGUCCAGAACAAGCAGCUUAUGUUGUUGGCUUACUGUCUCACUAACUAUUACCUUGCAGUCCUUGCAUUCACGUAUGCCUUCUUUCCUUAUCCUGAAGUAGUCUAUUUGGGAUUGAUGUUGUCCACUUUUGUAGGUACAUAAUAAGCAAACAUCCUUAACCAUCUUAAGGAAUUCAAGAUGUGGUCACACAGAAAUAUGAUUUGCAUCUGAGGAGUAGAACAUGUUUAUAAUACAUAUGGUCUACAAAGGGCUAAUACUAAGACAACAUUAUUGAUCAGAAUACGGUGCAGUACCCAGGUCACGUACUGAGAGGUGAAAAAUGCCGCUUACUACAGCUGAUGCCUACAAAUUUUAAAGAAGUCAAUGAUACCUACAAAUUUGAAAAUUAACAGCCAUAAGAAGUGCUAUAGUGAUCGUCAACAUCCGUGAGACCGGGCAAGGCACUUAAAAGAAGAAGUACCUCUUUCUUUAUCAGACUCGAUACCACCAAUUUCUUUAUGCCCGAGCAGCGACGACAAAGUUCUUUGUUGAGGUUAGCCAGUUGCUUAAGAGACUGCUGUUCGUUGCUAUCAAGUUAUUAGAGAUUCAAAAUUGACAGAUUUCAAUAGAAUUCAGUCAUUUUGAAUUUUUGUUCACAAAAAAAUAAACAAUUAAAACGGUCUCCUGUAGAACAAGUUCUUCAUCUCCUGAUUAGUAAAGUCAUUGUGUCCUAGGAAUGCCAUCCAAAAGUUUAAAAGAAACAAGUUGUAAGAAUAAUAUUAUUAUCUCUGAACUAUUUUUAUAACUACAAAUACUCUGAUUAUACUAAUUCAUAAUAACAAGUUAUAUGUAAAUGUAUCAAAACCUAUUUGAAAAACUAGUACCUUCACAUUGUACCAACAGUAGUAAACAUGUCUCACGUGUCUGAUAAUGUCGUUCUCAUUUUCUUAAAAUUUCCUACGUUUGUACAGAUAAUGUAAAAAGAUAGUUGACGUUAAGAUUUGUAAAAAAUCUUUGUUCAAUGCAAGUUGUGAAUUUAAGUGAAAGAAAAUUCCGAUCGCGUUUCAUUUGGUAUGUUGUUGUUAUUUUUGUAAAUAAUAAAGUAUUGUUAAUUAUGAUUA
Molecule: messenger RNA, 8229 nt
Organism: Diabrotica virgifera virgifera (western corn rootworm)
Lineage: Eukaryota; Metazoa; Arthropoda; Insecta; Coleoptera; Chrysomelidae
Product: LIM domain only protein 3
Exons: 6
Coding region: 448-1230 (260 amino acids)
Source: RefSeq, a predicted model, not a curated record